Messenger RNA from Mauremys reevesii (Reeves's turtle), 1833 nucleotides. It is a transcript of the gene CALB1, whose product is annotated as calbindin 1. The transcript is spliced from 11 exons. The record is from RefSeq and is a predicted model, not a curated record. Gene Ontology annotation, molecular function: calcium ion binding. Gene Ontology annotation, cellular component: nucleus; dendritic spine; terminal bouton. Bases 77 to 865 code for a protein of 262 amino acids. NCBI's taxonomy places the organism in Eukaryota, Metazoa, Chordata, Testudines, Geoemydidae. Gene Ontology annotation, biological process: regulation of presynaptic cytosolic calcium ion concentration; regulation of long-term synaptic potentiation.
AGCGCCCUGACCCAGCCCCAGCCCCAGCCCCAGCCGCCGCCGCUCUCCAGCCCGCUCGCCCUCAGCCACACGCGCCAUGGCCGCGGAGACUCACCUGCAAGGAGUCGAGAUCUCAGCCGCCCAGUUUUUCGAGAUCUGGAAUCACUACGACUCUGAUGGCAAUGGGUACCUGGAUGGGAAAGAGCUGCUGAACUUCAUCCAGGAGCUUCAGCAGGCACGAAAGAAGGCAGGAUUGGAAUUAACACCUGAAAUGAAAGCAUUUGUGGACCAGUAUGGGAAAAGUACUGAUGGAAAAAUAGGAAUAGUCGAGCUUGCUCAGAUAUUACCAACAGAAGAGAACUUCCUAUUGUUCUUCAGGUGCCAGCAGCUAAAGUCAAGUGAAGAUUUCAUGCAGACCUGGCGAAAAUAUGACACUGACCAUAGCGGCUUCAUUGACACUGAAGAACUUAAGAGUUUUUUGAAAGAUUUACUACAGAAAGCAAAUAAGCAGAUUGAUGAUUCCAAGCUAACAGAAUACACCGAAAUAAUGCUGAAGAUGUUUGAUUCAAACAAUGAUGGAAAGCUGGAACUUACUGAAAUGGCCAGUUUACUACCAGUGCAGGAAAACUUUCUUCUUCAAUUUAAGAGUGUCAAAAUGUGUGGGAAAGACUUCAAUAAAGCUUUUAAGCUGUAUGAUCAAGAUGGCAAUGGAUACAUAGAUGAAAAUGAAUUAGAUGCAUUACUGAAAGAUCUGUGUGCAAAGAACAAAAAGGACUUAGACAUUAACAACCUGGAAACAUACAAGAAAAACAUCAUGGCCUUGUCUGAUGGAGGAAAGCUUUACCAAAGAGAACUUGCUCUUAUUCUUUCUGCCGAGCAGGAUUAGAGACCUCCUGUCACUUCAGUUGAACUAGUGAUAUACUGUAUCAACACAAUAACUGUGCACUAUAAGGGAGUAGCCUGUACUUUCUUUUAUAUCUGUAAAUUUAAACCGCAUAUAAAAUUAGCCAUGAUGUGUGGCACAUUCUUUUCAGUCUGUUUCUAUACUGUUUGUAAUGUACAGUUUUUGUAAUUAUAAGAUUGAUAAAGAGAAUGUCUGUUUGGGCCAGUCUGUAUAUUCAAGAAGAAACUAAAAGACUUUUUUUGCUUUCAUAAAAAUGGCUGGAGAAAAAUUUAAAAUUCUGCUGAGACUGUUUUGUUCAUCAUAUCCUUUGACACUUGCAACAUUUCUGUUCAAUUACACAUAUUAAGUAAAAGCCCUGAGAGCUCUUUCAGUGCAUGACUAAAUACAGGUUUUUAAAUGCAGAACGUAAAGAUGCUGUUUUCAAGUAGGAAAGAUGACCAGGGAUGUUUGAACUGAAAGAUUUACCAAGCUGGUGAGAAAUAUUUUCAGUAGUCUGACUAGCUACUUGCAAAUCUAUGCUCCUUGCAAUUUUGCAGUAAACGAGGAGAGCUUACGAACUUAUAGCAUACAGACAUAACAGCUAUAAAGAGCAGAUAUCUGGAACAGCUGCCAGUGCUGCUGUUCACAAACAAUGUUAUUUUCCAUUUAGCUGUUGUUUAAUUUCACUAAAUUUAAACAAGGUGAUAAGCACCUAAGAAAUACAAGAGACAGAGCUUCUUGACAAACCUUUACUCUAUUGUGGAAACCUGGCUAAACUACAGAUAGGAUAAUUAAUACACACAUUCGCAUAAUACAAUAAGUGUAACUCAUGAAAAUUGCUGUGUCAGAGAAUAUGACAAUCCAUUUUCUAAACUAUUUGCACAUAUUGCAGGUUAAAAUUAUUGUAGUAAACUGCUGUUUUUAAAUCAUAUUCGGUGUAACCUAUAAUUAAAUUUAAUAUACUAAGACUA